CUAGCAGAUAAGGAUGGUGUUUGGCCAGUAAUACAUGCAUGCAUGUAUCUAAAGCGGAAAUGCUUUCUAAUCUCCUCUAGAAGCUAAAUGAAUUUCAUUUAAGCUAUUUUGAUGGCUUAUCCUUGACUGUUUGGUUGAGCUGUAUGUUUAGAAUAUUAGAAAUAUUUAUGUUUCUGAACUGAUCAAAGUGUGAAAAAUUAUUGGGUUUAUGGUAGACUCCUCUGACAGACGGACACAGCAUUCAUUCCUUAUAUGAACGCGGAAAGUUGGUCGAAGAAAAGAUUGCACUUUACCUUCAUCAAAAGGCAUUGAAAUAAACUACCUAGCUACAGAGAAGAUGGAAUGUGCAGUACAAUUAACUCUUUGGUGUUUUGUCUGAAGACUGGGAAACUUGUUAUGCUGUUUUAUCUUCAUUUGGAUCUCCUGUUAUAAGCCAGACCUUUUCUCUGUCCGACGUGAAAAUUUGACUAUAGAGCUUUGCAAAUGCUGCUCAGGCGACUAAGAUACUAUCAGUGCCAACUAAGACACAUGAAGAUAUUCCUGCUCCCCAUCCUGACAUUAGCUCUACUUUCAGUUACUGUAAAGCAAAAAUAUAAUCCAGAACAGAGCAAUUCUCUUGAGCUAAUUGAAAAUUACUAUGAACACCUAGUAAACUGCUCAAAGAUAAUUGAUGGUGAUCAAGAUGAAAUAGAUAAAGUAAAAAUUCUGACAAUAUCAAAAGAAUUUAAGCAACGCCUCAGAGUAAAAGAUUCGAACUAUACGGAAUGGACUAAAGAUUGCCAAACAUACACCAAAGUCCGUAAGUAUAUAACGAAACCACUCAGCAAACAAGAAGAAGAAUUCCCAAUUGCAUACUCGAUAGUAGUUCAUUACAGAGCAGAUAUGUUUGAAAGGCUGCUACGAGCAAUAUAUCAGCCUCAGAAUUAUUACUGCAUUCAUGUUGAUAAAAAGUCUUCAGAGUCCUUUUCUGCUGCUAUUAAAGGGAUAGUAUCUUGUUUUGAUAAUGUCUUCAUUGCCAGCAAAUUGGAGGAUGUGGUCUAUGCAUCAUGGAGCAGAGUACAAGCUGAUCUAAACUGUAUGGCAGAUCUGCUGAAAAUGAAUGCAUCUUGGAAAUACUUGAUAAAUCUUUGUGGGAUGGACUUCCCAAUUAAAACUAAUCUGGAAAUUGUGGAAAUACUCAAAUCUCUGAAAGGCAGAAAUAACUUGGAGACUGAAAAAAUGCAACCUCAUAAAGAGAAGAGAUGGAAGUUUCAUCACGAAGUUGUUAAUGGCAGAAUAAAAGACAUGGGAAUUGCUAAGCAACCUCCUCCUGUAAAGACACACAUUUUUUCAGGAAAUGCAUAUUUCAUUGUUUCCCGGGGUUUUGUAGAAUAUAUUUUUAAGGAUAAAAAAAUUCUUUCAUUUUUUGAAUGGGCAAAGGACACUUUCAGUCCCGAUGAAUUUGUGUGGGCCACAUUGCAGCGAAUCCCUGGGGUUCCUGGUUCUGUACCUCCUCACUCCAAAUAUGAUGUUUCAGACAUGAACUCACUGGCCAGAUUUGUACAGUGGGUGUACUUUGAAGGUGACGUUUCCAAUGGGGCACCUUAUCCGCCAUGCAACGGUCCUCAUGUUCGAUCAGUCUGCAUUUUUGGAGUGGGAAACCUGAAAUGGCUUUUGCAGACAGCUCAUUUAUUUGUCAAUAAAUUAGAUACAGACAUUGACCCAUUUGUAGUUCAGUGUUUGGAAAGACAUUUGAGAAACAAAAUACUAAAGCAAAUAUUUUAAACUGUGAGCACAUUAAACAAACAUUUAAAACAUUA
Messenger RNA from Protopterus annectens (West African lungfish), 1799 nucleotides. RefSeq names its product beta-1,3-galactosyl-O-glycosyl-glycoprotein beta-1,6-N-acetylglucosaminyltransferase-like. Gene Ontology annotation, molecular function: beta-1,3-galactosyl-O-glycosyl-glycoprotein beta-1,6-N-acetylglucosaminyltransferase activity. The transcript has 3 exons. The record is from RefSeq and is a predicted model, not a curated record. Lineage: Eukaryota; Metazoa; Chordata; Ceratodontiformes; Protopteridae. Bases 484 to 1764 code for a protein of 426 amino acids. Gene Ontology annotation, cellular component: membrane.